AGCUGAGUGUCCGGGUUUGUUUUACUAUCUCCAUUUGUAAAUCAUAGGUCUAGACAGCAAUCAUGUUCUUCUUACCCCAGAAACAUACAGCCGUAUAUUCGGCCACUGAUCCAGAAGGGUCACUGAAAGAUGCCAGCAAAGGCAAAGUAGUUAUUGUCGCCGGGGCGGGUAGGGGAAUAGGCAAGGCUAUGGCCCAUACCUUUGCCGCCACUGGGGUCCGCGGCCUGGUCCUGAUAUCACGAACAAAAGCCCAAUUAGAACAGACCGGUUCAGAGAUCCGGACUGCUUAUCCAGAAUGCGUGGUCAGGGCAUUCGCUCUCAACAUCAGUCAGCCAGACGCUGUCCGAGAAGUUUUCGAGCAGAGCGCUUCUACCUUUGGCCAGGCUGACGUCCUCUUGGCAAAUGCAGGUACAGCUGGAAUUGUAUUUGCAUGUAUUACUAGUGUUACUAGAUGUGUUUUUUCAGUCAAACACGGAAGAAGCUCUGAUCAAUAGUUCGACAAGUCACAUUUCAAUACGCCAAAAAG
Molecule: messenger RNA, 526 nt
Organism: Aspergillus glaucus CBS 516.65
Lineage: Eukaryota; Fungi; Ascomycota; Eurotiomycetes; Eurotiales; Aspergillaceae
Product: SDR family NAD(P)-dependent oxidoreductase
Exons: 2
Coding region: 63-494 (143 amino acids)
Cellular component (GO): cytosol
Molecular function (GO): oxidoreductase activity
Source: RefSeq, a predicted model, not a curated record